Suillus plorans is the source of this 828-nucleotide messenger RNA. RefSeq lists its product as uncharacterized. The transcript is spliced from 3 exons. Bases 38 to 553 code for a protein of 171 amino acids. NCBI's taxonomy places the organism in Eukaryota, Fungi, Basidiomycota, Agaricomycetes, Boletales, Suillaceae. The record is from RefSeq and is a predicted model, not a curated record.
CCAACAAGUACUCCAGUUAUGACUUAGGACAACGUACAUGACGACUUCUACGGAACCACCCUACUACCUCUUGGUAUCUCAUUCAUCUUUUCAGCACAGCUCUGGUCUUAUUUCCAACUCCCUCGCGCAUGCAAGCAUAGAAUAUCGCUAUGCGGACGACUCACCUUUGAUCCUCUUGUCGCGUCAUCCUGACGAGCAUGUCCUUGUGUUAAAUCAUGAUCCAGCAAAGGGGGACACACCAACGGUUCAGAGCACUUCUAGUCAUAUGGCUGUAACAGGCAUCAAGGUAUCUGUGGCACCUGGCGCUAGCGCCAAUGAGGAACACAGCGCAAACGAUAAUAUGUAUGUUUUAGAAGUUACAUCCACUUCUGACGACCACUUAAGCAUGGAGUCAUCCCAUGUCUCCUUACAGAAUCCCCAAGCAAUAGUUGCUCGGUUCAAACAGAGAAAUACGGUGCUUCGUUGUGUCUUCGAUUACCCCGGAAUCGGGAAGGCCGGUGGUAUCCCGCCAUCUCGGUCUAGCUCACGGCCCAGAUCACCACGUCCGACGUAGUUUCACGCAUGUAAUACAUCAUAUUCCAACCACAGCCACUUCUCCCCUUCUAUGAAAGAAAUGUAGGAGUAUAUGUCAUCGACGUUUAUUGCCUUUACCACCUUUUCGUUGUUGAAGCGUUGAAGGGCCUGUAUUGGACUUUGCGACAGGCGUGCUUGCUUUAGUUUCUUCACCAGCAGAGAGAAGAGCAGAUAGCCUAUUGUAUAUAGAUAUAGGCAUGUCAACUCAUGGAUUGCAUACAAUGGAUACGUACCCUCUGGGAUCGCCAUUCUGGA